This is a messenger RNA of Polyodon spathula (Mississippi paddlefish), 6228 nucleotides long. Its product is annotated as zinc finger protein 862-like. The record is from RefSeq and is a predicted model, not a curated record. Lineage: Eukaryota; Metazoa; Chordata; Actinopteri; Acipenseriformes; Polyodontidae. The transcript is spliced from 8 exons. Bases 511 to 3963 code for a protein of 1150 amino acids. Gene Ontology annotation, molecular function: protein binding.
GAGGGCUUGCAGCUUCGAAGCCCGGAUUCUGUAGCUAUGGUGAGGGCUUGCAGUUACGAAGCCCGGAGUAUGUAGCUAUGGUGGGGGCUUGCAGUUUGGAAUCGCAGAGUAUGUAGCUAUAGUGAGGGCUUGCAGCUGCAACGCUAGUGGAGUUGCAGGAUUUCGUAGCCAAACUUUGAAAUGUGGUUCGUCUCCUGGCCCGAUUUGGGGGUCCCUGUCUGGACUCGAAUUGCUUUCUUCCGUUUUCCAUGUCAUUUCCUGUAAUAAAAAGAUGGUGGUCAAAGCUAAGCGAAGCAGCUGACUCGCUGAAAAUGAUUUCAAAUAGAAACUUUACCUCGCCUGGGACUACUAAAAUCUGACUCAGUCGGGGAGCCGUACGAGGCGAGGGCGAGCCCGCGAAGAGGGUGGACACUGUGGAACAGAGGGGCGAGAUAAGAAGCCGCAAAACGCUGCGGAUCCUGGGGGUAGGAGACUAUUCAUAAAGUCUCGCCAUUCACCCAAUCCUCAGAGAUGGCAGAACCCACUGCCUCAAAAAAGGAUUUAUCCGCUGUUGUGGAUUCAAACUGCAGCAAAAGAGUGAAAGAGGAGGAGCCUGAUGAACCAAAAAGGAAGCUGAGAGGCAAGCGUGAGCACUCAGCAGCUAAGACCUGCCAGCAAGUGGAUUUCUGGUUUUGUGAGGAGUGCGAGGAGUACUUCGUGGAGGAAUGCCCGGCUCACGGUGCCCCUGUGUUCGUGUUGGACACCCCAGUUCCUCUUGGGGUUCCGGACCGCGCAUCCCUAACCAUCCCCUCAGGGAUUGAGAUCAUCCGCAAGCCCGGCGUGGAGACUGAUGCCUGCUGCGUUGACAAGGUCCUUAAGAAAGGGGUGCUGUUCGGACCCUACGAAGGAGAAGUCGUCUCUCAAGACAAAUCCUCUGGGUUUUUCUCUUGGAUGAUUGUUGACAAAAAUAACAGAUACAAAUCGAUUGACGGCACGGAUGAAACUAAAGCUAAUUGGAUGAGGUACGUGAUUAUCUCCAGGGAGGAGAACGAGCAGAACCUGAUGGCUUUCCAGCAUGGCGAGCGGAUCUAUUUCCGCGCGUGCCGGGAUAUCCAGCCGGGGGAGAGGCUGCGGGUGUGGUACAGCCAGGAGUACAUGAGGCGUCUGCACAGCAUGUCCCAAGAGAGCAUCGACCGGAACCUGGCUGGAGGGAUGGUAAUUAUGGAAAAAUCAGAAGAACUCAUUGGAAAUAAGCAGGAAGUGAAAGGAACGAUCCUCCGGUCUGCUCUUAGAGGAGGGAGAGCCGCGAGCAAGGGGCUGAACGAGGACGGGGAUUGUCUGCCUCAAGCCAAGAAGAAAAAGAUAGACCUCAUUUUCAAAGACGUUCUAGAAGCCUCUCUGGAAGCCUCAAAGAACAUGGAAGCAAACCCCCUGGAGCUGAACCACGCCCUUCCUCUGCGGAAGACCAGGGCGCACCGCGUCGAGGACGUGUUCGAGCAGCACAGGACCUCCUCUGUCCAGAGAGGUCUGGACUGCAAGCCCCCGGCCCAGCUGUCUGCUUUUUUCACCGCGGGGGGUGGUCAGUCUGAAAGUGAACUUGACCUGUGCUGUGUGAAAGAAGAUCCCGAUGAUGUACACAGGAUCUUGUGCGAGAGGCAGCAGGACAAGAGCCCCUCGACCUCUUUCUGUCCAAACUGCGUGAAGCUUACAAAGAAAAUAAGGGAACUCCAGGCAGAGCUGGAUCGGCUAAGGUCUGGCCAGCACCCUGAACCCCUGCUGCUGCCGUCACUGCCCGUGCCUUCUCAGCCAGAUGAACUGAGAGCUUCAGAAGCCAUGACCCCCGUACCUGCAGUUGUGGAAGAAGAUGAGCAGGACGUUGACUCUGCCGAUGAGUCCAUAGCGACGGAUUUGAUGGUUGUCACAGAUGAAGCCUCUAAAAUGGCCAGCGGCCCCGGCAGAAGGAUCCGCCGUUUUAAACAGGAGUGGCUGAAGAAGUUCUGGUUCCUGCGAUAUUCCUCGACGCUGAACGAGAUGUGGUGCCACGUCUGCCGCCAGUACACCGUCCAGUCCUCCAGAACCUCCGCUUUCAUCAUCGGAUCCAAGCAGUUCAAGAUCCACACCAUCAAGCUGCACAGCCAAAGCAACCUGCACAAGAAGUGCCUCCAGCUGUACAAACUAAGGAUGCACCCGGAAAAGACGGAAGAGAUGUGCAGGAACAUGACCGUUCUCUUCAACACCGCCUACCACCUGGCCCUGGAAGGGAGGCCUUUCUCUGACUUCCGACCCCUCGCCGAGCUCCUGAAGAAGUGCGAACUCAAAGUGGUGGACCAGUACAUGAACGAGGGAGACUGCCAGAUGUUGAUCCAUCACAUUGCCAGAGCACUUAAGGAGGAUCUCGCUGAGAGAAUCAGGCAGUCUCCGUUCCUCAGCGUCAUAAUGGAUGGGCAAAGCGAAGAUAUCCUUGCGGAUACGGUAGCCGUCUAUGUGCAGUACACAACCAGCGACGGCCCCCCCGCUACAGAAUUCUUGUCCCUGCAAGAACUGAGCUGUGCAACCACUGAUGGUUACCUCCAAGCUAUCGAUAGGGCUUUUGGAGUUUUAGGUAUGAGACUGCAGGAUGAGCUAAUUGUUGGCUUGGGCAUCGAUGGAUCCAAUAUCUCUUCCGGACUGAGAGCAAGUUUGUUCCUCACAAUCAGAAAAACCCUGCCCUGGGUGCUUUGCCUUCCGUUUAUGAGCCACCGGCCCCACUUGGAAGUUCUGGAUACGAUAAGUGGUAAAGAACUUUCCUGCUUGGAGGAACUGGAGAACAACUUGAAACAGCUGCUCAGCUUCUAUCGCUAUUCCCCCAGGAUGAUGGCUGAGCUGAGAGCAACGGCACCCACCCUUUGUGAAGAAACUGAAUUCUUGGGGGAUAUACGAGCAAUCAGGUGGAUCAUUGGGGAGCCGAAUGUCUUGAAUGCUUUGAUAAAGGACUAUCUAGAAGUGGUGGCCCAUCUCAAAGAGAUCAGCAGCCAGACCCAGAGAGCGGAUGCUGCUGCUAUCGCUUUGGCAUUACUUCAGUUCCUCAUGGACUACCAGUCAAUUAAACUCAUCUAUUUUCUGCUGGAUAUCAUCUCAGUUCUGUCUCGCUUGGCUUUUGUCUUCCAGGGCGAUUACCUUCUUGUUUCCCAAGUGGACUCUAAGAUGGAAGAGUCCAUUCAGGAGAUCAGUAGGCUGGCUGACUCUCCAGGCGAAUACCUGCAGGAGUUUGAGGAAAACUUCAGGGAAAGCUUUAACGGCGUUGAGCUGAAAAACUUAAGAGUGGCGGAAUCCAAGUUUCAGUCCAUUAGGGAAAAGAUCUGCCAGAAAACCCAAGUGAUUCUAGCUCAGCGGUUUGACUCCAGGAGCAGGUCAGUUGUCAAAGCUUGCCAAGUACUUGACCUCACCUCGUGGCCAAGGAACAUGGAGGAUCUGAUGACUUUCGGGGAGGACGAGAUACUGCUCAUCUUCCGGCACCUGGAAACUGUGCCAUCUGUGGCAAGGGAGGUUUCCAGAGACCGGGGCGACAUUCGAGGAAGCUUGGUGGUGGAAUGGCGAGAUCUGAAAGCGGAUUACUACAGCAUGAAUGGAUUUAAAGAAGUGGUUGGUCACAUUUGUAAAUACAAGCAGAGAUUUCCACUCCUGAAUGGAAUUGUCCAGGUUAUAAAGGUUUUGCCAACCUCUUCGGCUUGCUGCGAGAAGGGUCGGAGCGCCCUUCAGAAAGUUCGGAGGAAUUGCAGGUCCCGUCUCACUCUGGAACACACCAAUGACCUGUUGACGCUGGCUGUCAAUGGCCCACCCAUAGCAAACUUUGAUGGUAAAAGGCCACUGGACAGCUGGUUCGAAGAAAAGUCAGGGAACAGUUAUUCGCUGUCAACUGAGAUGUUAAGCAGAAUGUCUUCAGUUGACCAGAAGCCAGUUCUCACUGGAAUGGACCUGAAUGCUGAAUUUUACCCUGACAUUUGACCAGGGACAUGACCACCACAAUAACUUAAAUGACAAGUGUUGAAAUGGAUUAUGGAAUGGAUUUAUCACAAAACUCCAGGAAAUAGGGUUUAUCACAUUAAAAUGACAUCAGAGAGUGGCAGUAGAAGUAUUACUGAUUUCAGUAUUACUACAUUCAUUUUCACUGAACAUAAAAAUCCCACAUGCAAAAACAGCUUCUGAUUCCAAUUGACUUUGAAGAGGUUUAUUAGAAAACUUGAUUCAUAAAAACUGACAUUUAUAGUAAGAAAUUAUACAUAAAAUGUAUUCCAUAUUGGCACUUACUAAAUCCUUAUACGCACUUAUUAGCAAGUUGUUUGUACAUCUGUCCAGAUACCAAAUGUAACUAAGAGAGUGGGUGUUUAUUUGUAUGCAUGUACAGUUUAACAUUGCCCUUCUGCAAGCUUCAGGGAUGGCCUUUCAUUCCUUUCUGGAGUAUAUCAUCAACGUUCUGGGCUUUUUGAUGGGUUUGAUUGGCAACGACCCAAAGGUUUUGAAGAUGUCUUCUACAGGGCUUAGAGCAACGUAGACUAAUUAAGCAAAAUAAUAAAUGUCCCUUUGGAACACCUACUUCCUGAAGCAGCGGCCGUUCUUUGGAAUCCAGUCACAUAGCUUGUUAACAAAUUAAGGGGGAAACUAAUCAAUCCUGUAUAUUUGUAAAUGGACACAUUUGUGUCUUUAAAUGCCAAUGUAUAGAUAAGCUGGAUAAAAGAUAAUUAUUUGUAUGUUAAAAUACUACAUACAUAAACAAACUUAAAAGCCAUGUUUAUCAUCAACUCACUGAAUCAGUCAUUAAAUACUAGUCUGUGAGAAGCCUACACUACUUUACAACAGUUGCAUAUAUAUGUACAAUAUAUAUAGAGUGGCCAUUUGUAAAGGCAAAAUAUUCAUACAUUUCUUUAUAGAUACAAGUAUGGUAAAUAUGUAAAGUAUUUUGGGAUAUUUAACUUUGUUGCACCUGAAGUUUACAGUUUAGGAGCAAUUAGCACUUACGCUAAAAAUCUAAGCCCAUGUGUUAGAUGUACAUUGGCAGUUUGCAUGCUGCUAAAUAAAAUAUAUAUAUUUAUAUAAAAAUAUAUAUUUUUUUGAUAAGGUCUUAGUUGUGUUUUCGAGUGCUUCUUAUUGGUAAAGUUGCCUCUUUUUCUGAUGUGGCGCUCUGCUCACAGUAAAAAGAAGAGAGAUGCUCUCAUUGCAACCUGCAGCAGGUGUCAGAGUGACGUGUGCCCUUGCAUGUAAGCGCUUCGGUCCCAGAGACACCAUGGAAAGAACACAAGGAGGAAUGCCGGGUGUGUAACACCUCUUAUUCGGGAUUCAGACAUUGUUCCAGCUUGCUGUCUUCUUGGUUAUAGAUGUUAAACUGAUUGACAGGAUGCUCUUGCUGUUGCAGCUGCUUCUGUAGUCCAAACUAGCUUGCCAAAUCACAGCGUUUUGCUGGAUUUGUACUACAGGGAGGGAUGGGGAUGGGGAUGGGGGGGAGAAGUUGUCUAUUUACACGUUCAAAUAUGUGUAACCUUUAAACACUUUGAUUGAUAACUGGUGAGCGAAACCGUUAUCGAUAUAUUUAACAGGCACUUAAAUCCAAGCACUCAUUCAAUACAUUUCCAGUAACUUAACCCUUGAAUUGAUGUAUGGGACUUCAUGAGCACACCAAACUGUGCAUAGCUGGGUGGCUUUCUUAUUCAUGUCAAUGAGGGAUAGUCAGUGAAAUCAAAUGUGUUAUUUCACAUUAAAAUGAUCACUUGCACACCUUUUGCUCUGUUAAAGACCUUUUGCUAAUUUGCAUCAGGUGUGCAUGCUCUAAACACAGCACACUAGAUUCUUGGCACCUCGUCACAUGACCUGAUUGCAGUUUGACUAUUGGAUGAAGUUAGACUCGACAGCAUGUGAAGGGAUUAGGUAUCAGAAAGCAACUUUUAAAGAUGGGUCGUACAAAAAACGAAUCUGCUGCUCUGCAGAACAAAUAUACAGACAUAGAACCAAGCAAUCUCAAAUGCAAGCAACACCAGUGAUAAUGUUGCAGAGAGAAUUGCCAGCCCUUUUAAGCAGCAGCAGAAAUGCAAAGUACAUGGAUGGUUGCUUGUUUGCUAGAUGGUGUUGACUCAAUAUUGAGGUUAUAAACUGUGUGUGAUAGAGCAUAUCUGUCUGAAUGUCGUAGCAUUUGGUUGACGAUUGAUUAUUUAUUUUUUUUUUAAAUAAGUAAAACAGAUUUUUUUUGCAACUUAACUUUGCACUGUAUAAGCCGUUUUC